Molecule: messenger RNA, 2111 nt
Organism: Cicer arietinum (chickpea)
Lineage: Eukaryota; Viridiplantae; Streptophyta; Magnoliopsida; Fabales; Fabaceae
Product: aldehyde dehydrogenase family 7 member A1
Molecular function (GO): aldehyde dehydrogenase (NAD+) activity
Source: RefSeq, a predicted model, not a curated record
CUUGUUAUUAUAAUCUUAUAAAACAAUAUAAAUAGUUAUCUCAAUAUAUAUCUGUACAUCAUCAUAGUCAUCAUCACAAACAAGUCACAGUCACUCUCAAAGUGUGACUAUAAUCAACAACAACAGCAUUGGAAAAUGGGUUCCGAGAGCAACAACUUGGAAUUUUUUAAGGAGAUUGGUUUAGGUUCAACAAACAUCGGCUCUUUCAUCAAUGGACAAUGGAAAGCUAACGGUUCUUCUGUUACUUCUGUUAAUCCUUCUACCAAUCAGACUAUUGCUACGGUAACCGAAGCAACUUUGCAAGAUUAUGAAGAGGGAUUGCAAGCUUGUAGUGAAGCAGCUAAGACAUGGAUGACUAUUCCAGCACCCAAAAGAGGUGAGAUUGUAAGACAGAUCGGGGAUGCAUUGAGGGCUAAAUUGGAUCCACUUGGUAGGUUGGUGUCUCUUGAGAUGGGAAAAAUUCUUGCAGAAGGAAUUGGAGAAGUUCAGGAAAUUAUUGAUAUGUGUGAUUAUGCUGUUGGGCUAAGCCGACAAUUGAGUGGAUCAAUUAUCCCAUCAGAACGUCCAGAUCAUAUGAUGUUUGAGGUAUGGAACCCACUAGGAAUAGUUGGUGUAAUCACUGCUUUCAACUUUCCAUGUGCUGUUCUAGGAUGGAAUGCUUGCAUUGCAUUAGUCUGUGGUAACACUGUCGUUUGGAAGGGCGCUCCAACUACUCCAUUGAUAACUAUUGCUGUGACAAAGCUAAUAUCUGAAGUUCUUGAGAGGAACAAAUUACCCGGGGCAAUAUUCACCUCUUUCUGUGGAGGGGCUGAUAUUGGGCAGGCAAUUGCGAAAGACACACGCAUUCCGUUGGUUUCAUUUACUGGAAGCUCAAAGGUGGGUGCAAUGGUUCAGAAAACAGUGAAUGAAAGAUUUGGCAGAUGCUUACUGGAGUUAAGUGGUAACAAUGCAAUAAUAGUCAUGGAUGAUGCGGAUAUCAAACUGGCUGUACGCUCUAUUUUUUUUGCAGCUGUGGGUACUGCUGGUCAGCGAUGUACAACCUGUCGUAGACUGUUUCUGCAUGAGAGUAUUUACUCAGAUGUACUAGAUCAACUUACCGGACUCUACAAACAAGUCAAAAUUGGGAAUCCUCUGGAGAAAGGCACUCUGGUUGGGCCUCUGCAUACUCGUUCUUCUGUGGAAAACUUCAAGAAGGGUAUUAUGGCGAUAAAAUCUCAGGGAGGGAAGAUCCUAACAGGGGGAUCUGUAUUAGAGUCAGAAGGAAAUUUUGUACAGCCAACAGUUGUUGAGAUUUCUUCGGAUGCCGCUGUAGUUAAAGAAGAACUAUUUGCUCCAGUUCUCUAUGUUAUGAAAAUUCAGAAUCUAGAAGAAGCAAUUGCCUUGAACAAUUCUGUUCCUCAAGGAUUGAGUAGUUCAAUCUUUACACAAAGACCUGAUACUAUAUUCAAAUGGAUUGGACCACGUGGGAGUGAUUGUGGUAUAGUAAAUGUUAACAUACCGACAAACGGAGCUGAGAUAGGAGGUGCCUUUGGUGGAGAAAAGGCAACUGGUGGUGGUCGCGAAGCAGGGAGUGACUCGUGGAAGCAAUACAUGCGCCGUUCUACAUGUACCAUCAAUUAUGGAAGUGAACUACCAUUAGCUCAGGGAAUAAACUUUGGCUAAUCCUUAGACAUGAAGAUGCUCAGAUGCAAUUUUCAGCAAUUGAACGUUCUAUACCAAAUUAAAGUCUAGUUGACAAGGACUCAAAUGGUUGUUUCAACAAGAUGUGUCGUAAAAGUGACACUUUGACUUGAUAUCAUUAAAUGUCCAAUAAAUAUGCAUGCUUAUCAAAUGUGGUUAUGUUUCUUAUUUCUAAAUCUUGUGGAUACACUCAUGAAUAUACUCUAGGAAGCCGGCUUUGAUUCGUUAUAAUCCUAAAUCGGUUUUAUCUUACUAAAAGUGUGUUUGGCUAAUCAUUUCAACUACGGUUUUAGGAGGGGUUUGUGUUGAGUUCUCACAUCCACUAGAUAUAUGGCUACAUUAGUCUUUAUAAUUUUAUAAGAUUUGGACAAUCCUUGCAUCUUGUGCUCACUUUUGAGUUGAAUUGUAUAAAGUCUAGUUUAACUUAUAAA